AUGUCUAAUCUUUCCGCUCCAAUCCCCACAGAAGCCAACAUACCCAUACCUCCUAAGCCCGUCGGAGUGUGUCUUGUCGGUCUCGGCAGGGCUGGCAAGUUCCAUAUCGAAGCCCUAGGUAGACUCGGCCCACGGGUCGUUAAAAUCCUCUAUGUUGUUGAUGUUAAAGAGGAACUCGUUGAGGAGCGAGCCAAGGAACUAGGCUGUAUUGGUCUUACCGAUAUGAAGGAAGCUAUGGCAGACCCCGAGGUCCAAGCUGUUAUCGUGGGCUCUAGCACGUACAUGCAUCAUGAGCAUAUCAUGACUGCAUUGAAGGCCGGAAAGGCCUGUCUCACAGAGAAGCCCAUCGCUGACAACCAGAAGGAACUCCAGGAGCUCAUUGAUUACGUUAAAACCGUAGAAGUGCCCUUUCGUGUUGGGUAUCAGCGUAGAACUGAUCCCAACUUCCGUGUACUAAAACAACAGAUAGAAAUGGGUAUAGUUGGGGAGCCUCGCAUUAUCAAUUGUACUUCUCGCGACAAUCCGGAACCUCCUAUGGAGUACUUGGAGGUCUCUGGAGGUAUAUUCCACGAUAUGCUCACUCAUGACUUCGACAUGAUACAUUUCCUCACCGGUCAAAUACCAGAGUCUGUGUAUUCCAUUGGGCAUGCCUACAACCCCAAGAUCAAGGCUAUGGAUGAUGUAGAUACGGCUAUGGUGACGUUGAAAUAUCCCAACGGUCUGCUUGCCACUGUUAACACAAGUCGCAUUGCUCCAUACGGCUAUGACCAACGCGUUGAGGUCUUUGGGCCCAAGGGCAUGGUGACCGCUGAAAAUCAGCGGGAGUCUACUGUUACAGUAGCGACCGAUCUAGGUUACCAGAGUGCUAGAGCUGACUACAGUUUUCCUGAGAGAUACCCUGCGGCCUAUCUCGAGAGUGAUGCUCAGUUCAUCAAAAUGGUCAUUGAAAAGACGAAGGAGGAUCCAGCUGAGAACGAUCGAUUCGUUCUCCUCGACAAGGUUGCUCGUGCUGCCGAGAAGUCCCUUCACGAGAACCGCGUUGUUCUCCUAACUGAGUUCGGAAACUAA
This is a messenger RNA of Perkinsus marinus ATCC 50983, 1068 nucleotides long. RefSeq names its product oxidoreductase, putative. Gene Ontology annotation, biological process: NADPH regeneration. The record is from RefSeq and is a predicted model, not a curated record. The transcript is spliced from 8 exons. Gene Ontology annotation, cellular component: cytoplasm. Bases 1 to 1068 code for a protein of 355 amino acids. Gene Ontology annotation, molecular function: nucleotide binding; oxidoreductase activity. NCBI's taxonomy places the organism in Eukaryota, Perkinsozoa, Perkinsida, Perkinsidae.